Messenger RNA from Caenorhabditis briggsae, 369 nucleotides. NCBI's taxonomy places the organism in Eukaryota, Metazoa, Nematoda, Chromadorea, Rhabditida, Rhabditidae. The record is from RefSeq and is a predicted model, not a curated record. The transcript has 2 exons. Bases 1 to 369 code for a protein of 122 amino acids.
AUGAUCCCAGAAACCACAUCAGCAUCCCCUGAUUCAAUCAACAUGUUGUUCCGUCUUCUUCUCGCCGCCACUAUCUUGGUUGUCGCCGCCAAUUCGCAAGGCCUUAUGGCCAUCUGUAUGCAAUACUGUGCAUCAAUUCAAGGAUCGAUUUCUUAUGACAACUGCGCUCCAUGGAACAGCUACGAAACCCAUCAAAACAAGACUUGUUACAACCUCUGCGUGCAUAACUGUGCCACUGUUUACGAGGGAUCGUGCAUGACCGGAAAUGGAUUCAGAUGCUGUAUGAAGACCACACCAACCAAGACUCAGGAAUUCAAGCGUACCGGAUGCAACAAGAUUUACAAUAACCUCCCUGGAUGGUGGCUUUAA